AUCGAUUCAGAUUUAUUUGUUUUUGCCUUAUGAAUUGAAUGUAUUUUUAUGGAACUAUGAAUCAGACUUUGGACUUUAUUCCGAAAUAGGUUCUCGUACAUGGAUAACAGUAUUUUCUAAGAUAUCGGUUAGUCUGUCUGUGAAAUUUGAAACGAAAGCAUCUUUAAUUUCAUAAGAAAAAUGACUUCUGCUGUUAAAGGAGUUUUCAUUGUUGGUGCUAAAAGAACUGCUUUUGGAACGUUUGGAGGAAAAUUGGCUAAUGUCCCAAUCAGUGAUCUACAAGCUACUGCUGCCAAAGCAGCUCUCGCAUCUGCUGGUGUUAAACCAGAACUUGUAGAUACCGUUAUUGUUGGUAAUGUUCUUCAAAAUACAAAUGCUGAUGGUGCCUUUGUUUCUCGUCAUGCAGCUUUAAAAAGUGGAAUCCCUAUUGAUAAACCAGCCCUUACAGUUAAUAGGCUAUGUGGAUCUGGAUUCCAGGCAAUUGUAAACAGUUGUCAAGAUAUAGCAACUGGAGUAGCUCAGAUUUCUUUAGCUGGGGGUGUGGAUAACAUGUCUUCUGUGCCUUUCUCUGCUCGUAAUGUUAGAUUUGGUGUUCCCUUGGGCCAAAAUAUUGUAUUGGAGGAUUCACUUUGGUUAGGCCUCACUGAUUCUUACUGUAAAUUACCUAUGGCACUUACUGCUGAAAAGCUAGGUGCCCAGAAACAAGUAUCAAGAGAUGAAGUUGAUGAGUAUUCUCUAAGAUCUCAACAUUUAUGGAAAGCUGCACAAGACAAUGGUGUCUUCAAAGAAGAAAUCGCGCCACACCAAGUAAAAGUAAAAAAGGAACUCGUGAACUUUGAAAUAGACGAACAUCCAAGACCUCAAACUACUCUCGAUGGACUAAAAAAACUUAAACCUUUAUUCAAAGAAAAUGGUCUUGUUACAGCUGGCUCUGCUUCGGGAAUUUGUGAUGGAGCCGGUGCACUUGUCCUUGCUAGUGAAGAAGCUGCCAACAAAAAUAAUCUUAAACCUCUAGCUAGAGUGUUGGCGUACUCUUCUGUAGGUGUGGAUCCAACUAUUAUGGGUAUUGGGCCAGUACCUGCCAUUAAUGCUGCUCUCAAAGCUGCUGGUAAAACUUUGAACGACAUGGAUUUAAUUGAGAUAAAUGAAGCUUUUGCUGCUCAAGUUUUGGCUUGCGCCAAAGAUCUCAAACUAGACUUGAACAAGUUGAACACCAAUGGUGGUGCUAUUGCUCUUGGACAUCCUCUUGCAGCAUCAGGUUCCAGAAUUACCACACAUUUAGUGCAUGAACUGAGGAGGAAGAAGGCAAAGUAUGGAGUUGGUGCUGCCUGCAUAGGGGGAGGGCAAGGCAUUGCUAUCGUGGUUGAGGCGUUGUAAACUAUCAGAUGUUAAUUUUUGAGUAUUUACAAAGUUAUUACGUAUUUUAUAUAUCAUUAAUUUUGUACAAUAUGUACCAACAACAUAUUUUUAUAGUUUUAUUGUCAAUUUAAAAAGAGUGCAAUUAUUCUUAUUGAAUUAUUCUAUUUACAAUGAUCAAAAAUAUUUUCAAAUAAAAUAUUCACAAGU
Messenger RNA from Coccinella septempunctata (seven-spotted ladybird), 1566 nucleotides. RefSeq names its product 3-ketoacyl-CoA thiolase, mitochondrial (gene yip2). Gene Ontology annotation, molecular function: acetyl-CoA C-acetyltransferase activity. The transcript has 7 exons. The record is from RefSeq and is a predicted model, not a curated record. NCBI's taxonomy places the organism in Eukaryota, Metazoa, Arthropoda, Insecta, Coleoptera, Coccinellidae. Gene Ontology annotation, biological process: fatty acid beta-oxidation. The coding region runs from base 181 to 1377 and encodes 398 amino acids.